This is a messenger RNA of Misgurnus anguillicaudatus (oriental weatherfish), 3271 nucleotides long. RefSeq lists its product as uncharacterized. Lineage: Eukaryota; Metazoa; Chordata; Actinopteri; Cypriniformes; Cobitidae. Gene Ontology annotation, molecular function: sequence-specific DNA binding. The record is from RefSeq and is a predicted model, not a curated record.
AUUUUUGAAUUUCUCAUCUUCCCAAACUGUUUUUGUUACUAACCCAAAUGCGAAUAAUUUUGACGGAGCGAACAUUAAACCCACGUGACUAACCGUCUAGCUGUUUCCGCUGAAGUUGUCUUUACCAUAUGGGACUCGACGUCGUCGCAAUGUCCUUGCUGCUAGUGUCUUCAUUAAAAAUGCUGCAUUUCUUCUGUGCACAGCAUUCAGUUUGGCAAUUACAAACUACACUGCUAAUAAAUGUAUAAUUAAUAACUGCUGAGACUAUUAUUUUGAAAAAAUCCUGGCGACACACAAUCCCGCCUCUCGUCGCCAUUUUGGAGUGAAAACAAGAGCGCAGAAACAGCCAGAAUGCCAACGAAAGAGAAGUCGAAGUUGAAUGAAAAACCACAAUGUUCAGCAAUCCAAUGCAAAAACGAUCAAUGUGACAGUAAAGAUAUCGCAUUUUAUCGGUUUCCCAGAGAUCCUGACAGGUGUGCCAGGUGGGUGCAGAAUCUCGGGAAUGCAUCUUUGAAGGAGAUAAGCUCUCAGCAGCUCAAUCAAAACCAUAGGGUGUGCAGUGCACAUUUUGAUGAUAGCCAGUUUAAGAGACCAUCAGAUGUCCAUGCAGGAUUGAAACGGGAUGCAGUGCCAACAAUGGUUAAUGCCCCUGACCCGUCAACUCCAUUGGACUUGAUGUUAAAGAGAAAGCCACCAAAGAUGCGUCAGCUGUUACCACCAAAGAAACGCAAGAUAAAUAUUGGCAAAAAUAAUGAUAUUGUUGACCCGUCAAAUGCAGGCUCAUCAACUGCAGACAAUAAUGAACAACCCAUUGUUUCAGAGACAAAUAUUACGUCACCUGAUGCUUCUGUAGCAGGCCCUUCAAUGCCACUGACGCCACCAUUGCCACCGGUGUCAUUGCCAACAAAACUUGAAGCUGCUGCUGAUGAAAAUGACCUGAAGACGAAGAUUAAAAGUCUGAAGUGGAAUAAAAGAACGCAGUGUUCUGCAAUCCAUUGCAAAAACUAUCAGUGUAACAAUUCAGAUGUUGCCUUUCAUCGUUUUCCCAAAGAACCUGAUAGGUGUGCCAAGUGGGUGCAGAAUCUCAGGAAUGCGUCUUUGAUGGGGAUGAGCUCACAGCGGCUCAAUACGAACUAUAGGGUGUGCAGUGCACAUUUUGAUGCUAGCCAGUUUAAGAGAUCAUGUGAUGUCCAUGCGGGAUUGAAAUGGAAUGCGGUGCCCACAGUAGUUAAUGCCCCUGACCCACCAGCCCCAUUGGACUUGAAGAUAAAAAGAAAGAGACCAAAGAAGCAUCAGGAGUUGCCAUCAAAGAAACGCACAAAAAGUUUUAUCGUUGACCUGCCAAAUGCAGUCGCAUCUACUGCAGACAGUGUUGAACAACCCGCUGAUUCAGAGACUGACUUUACAUCACAUGACGCUUCUGUAGCAGGACCUUCAACUCCACUGACAGGACUAUUGCCACCUGUGUCGCCACCAGUGGUGGUGUCGCCGCCAGUGGUGGUGUCGCCGCCAGUGGUGGUGUCGCCGCCAGUGGUGGUGUCGCCGCCAGUGGUGGUGUCGCCGCCAGUGGUGGUGUCGCCGCCAGUGGUGGUGUCGCCGCCAGUGGUGGUGUCGCCGCCAGUGGUGGUGUCGCCGCCAGUGGUGGUGUCGCCGCCAGUGGUGGUGUCGCCGCCAGUGUCAUUGCCAACAGACCUUGAAGCUGCUGCUGCCAGGGAAAAGGCCCUAAAAAAGAAUAUUAAGAAUCUAAGGGUACAGGUGUGCAGAAUGAAGGCGAAAAUAAGGAACAUGACCCAGCUAAUGAAGACCAGGAAGCCAUCUGUCAAUAAGGAGACAGUGAUGGAGGAGCUGCAGAAGCUCUUACCAGCCAAAACAUAUGCUUUUGUGAGAACACAGAUACGUGUGUCUCAGCGGAAAGCUAAUGGUUUUCGGUGGACCACUCAGGACAAAGCUUUCUUCUUGUCUCUGCUACGCGCCAGUCCAAAAUGUUACAAGCUACUGUUAAACGUGUUUUCUAUGCCAUCUGUCCGCACGCUGCAGAAGCUUAUGAAGUCUGAUGAUUUCAAAUCUGGCUUUAACCCCAACAUUCUUGCAACAACAAAGAAGGCUACAAAAAGCCCACGGAUAAGGCCCAUGGAUAAGAAUUCAGCUAAACAUUGCUCCCAGGAUAGUCCCAUGAUCAGUACUGGGAGGAUUAUUGAAGAACACAGCUAUGAUAAAGUGACUACUGACUGUAUAGAAGAUGAAACGAGCACCGUAUAUGCAGAUCCACCAGCCACUGUUAAUGCGGGAACCGAAGUAGAGCAGUCAGUGAAGUAUUUAGUAGAAAUUAUCAUUUGACUGCCAACAAAUAUCUUCUUUUAGUUCUGGAGAUCAUGGUAAGUGAUCUUGAGAGAGAGGAGGCCACCAGUUUCAGCAGCUUAUGCACCCAAAAUUGGCGAAUCUCAGCCAAAUCUGUUAAUGUUAAUGUUACAAACAUAUUUGUCAAGUUCAGUCUCAGUAAGCUCUCUGUGUCUUGUCGUUAUUCGUUCUUCUAUCCACUGUUUAAAUGUUUAGUUUUUUCCGUACAUGUUAAAAUUAAUGUCAAAAUGUUCCAUUCUUAAUUGUGGUUGUCCAGUGUUUGUCACAAGAUGGCGCCAAACAGUAAUCUUUGUUGGCGCGGAGGGAUUUUAAGCAUACAAGUAGUCCGGCUAUGCGUUAUUACUUUGGAGCGGUUAUUAUUUGAAAAGAUCGAACCUGCAAAUGUCUCAACUGACCAAUCAGAAUCAAGCAUUCCAGAGAGCCGUGUAAUAAUUAUUAUGACACCCACAGUAAAUGUUGUAUUGUUUUGUUAGUUUUAUAUUAUCAGUUGUGCAGUCCAACCAUUAAGUAAACAUUUAAUAAGGUAGUUUUAGCCAACUUGAGUAUUUUAAUUUAAUGCAACUAAAAAUUAUAUAUUGUACAUUUUUAUUUCCCUGGAACACACUUCAAAGUAUUGGCCAGCCCUAUUACAAACUUAAUCUAACAUUUCCAUUUUUUUCUGAUGCCUAUCCUUAAUUUAAUUUCAUAUGUUGGUGUUAAGUUUAUAAUGUUAAUAUUUUUAAGAAUUUACUAAGAAUUAAAAUUGAUCAUCUUAAAAUGUGUCAUAGAAUGUAAAACUGUAUGAAUAAUAAGAUUUCUGUACAUGGUAAUGACAUCAUAAGCCUCAAACAUUAAACCUUGUGCAUGCCAAAGAUCUCAACAUGAGACCAACUGUGACGUUACGCCCCAACAUUAAAUUACAAAUUAAGUACAA